Batrachochytrium dendrobatidis JAM81 is the source of this 339-nucleotide messenger RNA. RefSeq lists its product as uncharacterized. The record is from RefSeq and is a predicted model, not a curated record. Lineage: Eukaryota; Fungi; Chytridiomycota; Chytridiomycetes; Rhizophydiales. The transcript is spliced from 4 exons. Bases 1 to 339 code for a protein of 112 amino acids.
AUGUAUUUGAUCAUUCAAACAACAGCAUCCAACAGUCUGUUGUUGCAGUAUUUCAAAACCAUGACUUUUUCGUUGAUUGGCAGGUCGUUCAACAAACUGGCCGUGUCAACAGAUUGUCAGAAAUCAACAGCAUGUAUGUUUGAUAUAUGCAAUGCAACGGGUAAACCCAUUUCACUUAAUAAGCCAAUAUUUGUCACAUUUAUGGAUGAAACAAAAAAGUCACCAUCAGACCAAGCGUAUACGCUAGUACAGCGCCAUGAAUCUAUUGGCAAGUGGUUUCAAUUUUAUUCUGGCGCGUUGAGGGUUGGAUGUGUACCAGACACAACAUUGUGCAUGUAA